CGACCACCGAUACCAGCAACAACGACCAGCGAGGCUAGCACCAACGAACAACGACCAGCGAGACGCCCAGACACAGCGACCAGCGAGACCAGCAACAACGACCAGCGAGACGCCCAACAACGACGACCAGCGAGACGCCCAACAACAACGACCAGCGAGACGCCCAACAACGACGACCAGCGAGACGCCCAACAACAACGACCAGCGAGGCUAGCACCAACGACCAGCGAGACGCCCAGCAACAAUGACCACCGAUACCAGCAACAACGACUUCCAGCUCCAGCCACCCUCAACUGUCCACAAGUCACUAUUUAA
Phytophthora nicotianae INRA-310 is the source of this 315-nucleotide messenger RNA. RefSeq lists its product as hypothetical. The record is from RefSeq and is a predicted model, not a curated record. The annotation marks the transcript as partial. The transcript has a single exon. NCBI's taxonomy places the organism in Eukaryota, Oomycota, Peronosporomycetes, Peronosporales, Peronosporaceae.